AUGGCGUUUGAUCAUGAAGAAGGACAACCAGGUAUUGAUGACGAUGGCCAUCUGACUGCCGAAGACAGCUCGAAUGUGCCUACAGACGACUCGGAUUCAGCCUUCAGCGACGACUCACAGACUGUCCUCAGUAGUUCACUGCGGUCGUCCAUUUACAAUCAUCGCUACGAAAAUGGGCGAACAUAUCAUGCGUUUAGGGACGGACAGUAUCCCAUUCCAAACGAUGAGGAGGAGCAAGCACGCCUGGAUCUUCUGCACCAUCUCUUUACAAUGGUCCUUGGUGGAGAAUUGUAUACUGCACCCUUACCUACCGAGCCACAACGUGUGCUAGACGUGGGCACAGGCACAGGAAUCUGGGCCAUUGAAAUGGCGGAUCGAUUCCCAACGGCCACUGUAGUCGGCACAGAUCUAUCACCAAUUCAACCAGGUUUUGUGCCUCCCAACGUCCAGUUUUACAUCGACGACGCCGAAAGUGAUUGGAUUUUCAGAGACUUCGAGAAAUUCGACUUCAUCCACGGUCGAGCCCUGUGUGGAGGCAUUGCAGACUGGCCAAGGUUAUACGCCCAGGCAUAUGAUCAUCUUGAGCCCGGAGGCUGGAUGGAAAUGCAAGACCAUGAGUGUUGGAUCAAUAGCGACGACGGUGGCAUGGAGAGAGCUCCUGGUUGUACUGAAUGGAUUCACGAGGUUGACAGAGCUAGUGCGAUGUUUGGUAAACGAUUGAACAUCGCACACUUGCACCGACAGUGGAUGAUUGAUGCUGGGUUUGAGGGCGUCACGGAAAUGGUUCGAAAGAUCCCCAUCGGUUCUUGGGCAAAAGACCCCAAACUAAAGGAAAUCGGCAAACUCAUGAGAGUGCAAAUGAUCCAGUCAAUACCUUCUUUUAUGCUUGCCUACUACACCAGAAUCCUAGGUUAUAGUAUGGAACGUACUGAGGUCACUAUGGCUUUGGUGAAAAGGGAAUUUUCAGACCGAAGUCUGCAUUUGUAUCUGCGCUGGCACUUUGUCUACGGGCGGAAACCGACCCGAUAA
Molecule: messenger RNA, 1029 nt
Organism: Exophiala xenobiotica
Lineage: Eukaryota; Fungi; Ascomycota; Eurotiomycetes; Chaetothyriales; Herpotrichiellaceae
Exons: 4
Coding region: 1-1029 (342 amino acids)
Molecular function (GO): methyltransferase activity
Source: RefSeq, a predicted model, not a curated record